UUCACGCACGAAAAGACAGCAGAAGGUAUAACAUAAGUCUAUGGUCCGCAUAAAAGACCAACAGUGACUUAGCUCUUGUCAAAAGUCUGACUUGUUUUACUGGCGGGAAAAGCCGUCCUAACUUAAGUCACCGUCAGUAAUGGACGGUGCCAUGUUGGUGGCUGAAGAACCCAAAAGUGCAGCGGAGCUGAGAGCCUCCGACCAAGCUGUCUCAUACAUGUCCGGCAUUGAGCCCUCGGAGCUGCAGAGGUGUGUGUUUCCGGAGUCUCUGGUGAUGGUGUCGGAGGACAGCAGAGAUUUGGGGACAUUCAAAGUGGAAGUGGAGUUUUCCCGUCGCCUCGAGCAGCCUUGCAUGCUGCUACAUGCUCAAAGCCACGGAGCAGCUGGUGGUCACCCCUGUGGGACGACGGUGACAGCCUUCAUAAGUGUUGACCUGGAGGUGCUGGAGGAGGAUUGCUUCGAGUAUGCAAAGGCUAGUUUAUACCACCGUGUGGAAAAGAGGAGCCACAUGGUGCAGAGUGAUGGGAGGAUGCUGAUUGAUAAAGUCACCACUGUAGGAGAGGAGGUGACAAAAGAAAGUGCCUCCUAUGCCAUGUCUGACCUCAGAGGGCUGGUCACUGAAGGCUCCAGCCUGCUGCUGAUGCGUCUGCUCGCUCUGAGGAAGGAGGUCCCCGAUCGCAUGGCCUUUAUCUCCUUGGAUCAGAGUUUGCAAAUCACCCCCACCACUUUUAGCGAGCUGGGCAGGAAGCAGAUGGAAAUCGGCGACGAGGUCCUGGAGGUGUUUGGGAUACAGAAGAUGGUUCACUCUGUGGAGGGGAGCUCCCCUACCUGGCAGUGCUUCUUCCUGCAAGAUGGCCAUUUGGCCAGCAGGAUGCAGGUGGGAUCCCCCGUCACCACGAAGCUUCUGCAGCUGCCAUCAAAGUCACAGAAAGGUUUUCAUUUCUACACGUGUUUUGAAAAAAUCCCACUUGUGUGGGAGGAGGACAUGCAGAUGCACUCUAACUUCCUGGACAGAAAGGCGGAGCUGAAGGCGGCCCACACUUCGUACCUGAGGCAGCACCCUGAAAUUCGAGCCCUCAUAUCUGACUUCUUGCAGUUCUUGCUGCUGAGGAAACCAAACGAUGUUUUCCAGUUUGCCAAAGAGUAUUUUAUCCCCUUUUCUUCCACCCAUCCUCCAGAUCAAACCUGAUACUCCAGACUCCAGCCCCCGUAUAAAGGAAACAUGGGGCUUUGUGAUCGGUUCAGUAACUUAAUAGAGUUUAAUAAAGUUUGGUGUACCAAUGGCAUUUGACUGCUAAGCAAAGUGACUCGUGUAUAAAGCUUAUUCCAACCGUAGGAGUUUCCCUAUCGGUUUCCGGGAAAAGGCGGAGUGGCUGUUUUGAAAAAAAAAGUGCGUG
Menidia menidia (Atlantic silverside) is the source of this 1397-nucleotide messenger RNA. NCBI's taxonomy places the organism in Eukaryota, Metazoa, Chordata, Actinopteri, Atheriniformes, Atherinopsidae. The record is from the annotation of a GenBank genome assembly.